Gossypium arboreum is the source of this 676-nucleotide messenger RNA. RefSeq names its product glycine-rich protein 5-like. The transcript has a single exon. The record is from RefSeq and is a predicted model, not a curated record. The coding region runs from base 105 to 428 and encodes 107 amino acids. Lineage: Eukaryota; Viridiplantae; Streptophyta; Magnoliopsida; Malvales; Malvaceae.
CCUAUAAAAGGAGAUCCUCCUCAACCACAGAGGCAAGACAUCAUAGAGUGAUCUACUGAGUUAAGAGUUUCAAUUCUUCUACUUAUUAUAGUUAAAUAUCAUAUAUGGCCAAGUACUUGAAUGUUGUGCUUGUUCUUGCUCUAGUAGUGGUUCAAGCUACUGCAAGGAAUGUGCCUAGCGAUGCUGCUGGUCUCAAUGACCAAAAGAACCUCCUCACAUACGGUGGCAUUGGCGGCUACUCUGGCAUGGGUUCAAAUGGCAUGCCAAUGGGUGGAGUUGGGAGUGUUGGUGGUAUGACUGGCCUUGGUGGUACAGGUGGGAUGGGCGCCAUGGUAGGUGUUGGGUAUGGAGGUGGGCCUGGCGCUGGUGGUGGAAAUGAAGGUGGUGUUGGCAUUGGCAAUGCGCCUGGUGUCGUCCACUUUCCUUGAACUUUGCUGGAUGGUUAAAAUUUUAAAGCAACUAGUUUCUUGAACUUUGCUGGAGGGGUUUAAAUUUUAAAGCAACUAGUCUAACUUACGUUAAAGAGUAAUAUUAAAGUUGCUCUAGAGUGUGAAAUGUUUUGGGUUAUGUGAUAGGUCCAUCUUUAUUUUUUUUAUGUCGUGUUUUCUUUUGUUUUGUAAUCCUUCAUUGUCGUGGUUUUGUAGCCGACUUAAGGUAAAUAAAUUGAUUUUGACAA